CAUCUCCUCCGCCAGCCGGCGCGCGGGGCGGACCGGAGCCGGUAAGGUCGUACCGACCGUUUCAUGUGACGUGGGCGUUUGUGCAGGAAGGGACCGGAGUGUUAACGCUCGCGACCGCGCUGAUGGGAUUAGGGGAGGCUUCAGCGCGUGAAUGCUGACGAGGAGCCCACGAGACAGGCUAUGUGUGUGCACGCAACGACCAGAACCGCGCUCCAUGCAACACGCUACCAGUCUUUACAGCCGCUUUUUGUUUAAACGCCUGGCUCGGAUGGGGCGGGGUGAUGUCCAAGUUCCGGUACAAAGAGAAAGCAAGAGCACGAUGCAGCCGAAUGGGCGCCAGACGGAUUUUCCCGGGCGCGGCACGCAGCGUUGCGACCGUACCGGAGGAUUAUAGAAGUUGUUGCUUUGUCCGGUAAGGAGCCGUGUGCAGUCGCGCCGCACGAUGAGGUCGCUGCUGGCGCUCUCCUGCCUUGUCCUGCUCACGAACGGAACGGACCUAAUCGCCACCGACAGGUCCCCGGCGAGACAGGACAACGGCACAUCCCGGAUCGGCAAACGGUAUUUGAACAUCGGGGACGGUUCUUAUCAGGAAUUCGAGUUUCCCGAGAACACCAAGGGCGUGAUUGUGAUUUCCUGUCGGUAUGGGAGCGCCGCGAGUCGGAAGGGCCGGGAGAGCUGGAAGCAGACGGUGCGCGUGCGUUCUCUAGACCCAGAUGUUCUGUCCAUCUUGAACAUUAGCGAUAGCGGGCACGCGGGGCCGCUGAGGAGUUACGUCAUCAGCAUCAGGUCGGGGUUGGCGGGCACUGCGCCUCUGCUCAUACAGCUAUUGGAUCUGGACCAGAACUCCCAGCCGGUUUUGAUUGAGGAGCGGACUGACUACUCCAUCAGGGUGGCGCCUGGGACGGACGACCCCACCACGCGCCUCUCCCACUUCACCGAGAACCCGGUUCUGUUUGCCUUACUGCCACUCAUCUUCAUCAACAAGUGUGCGUUCGGCUGCAAGGUGGAGGGGGAGGUUCUGCGCGGGCUGGUCCGGCGACCCGCUCCCCUGCUGCUGGGCGUCGUGGGCCAGUUCCUCGUUAUGCCGUUGUACGCCUUCGCGGUGUCUCGCCUCCUGUCCCUGCCCAAGGCGCUCUCUCUGGGCCUGGUCAUCACCUGCUCCGCCCCCGGAGGGGGCGGUGGCUACCUGUACAGCCUGUUGCUAGGAGGAGACGUCACUCUGGCCAUCUGCAUGACUCUGGUGUCCACUGUAGUUGCCACGGCAGCGAUGCCGCUCUCCUCUGCACUGUAUGGGCGCGUGCUGGGCGUUCACGCUGCCCUGCACGUGCCCUUUGUGAAGAUUCUGGGCACUCUGCUGUUCAUCGCCAUCCCCAUUUCACUGGGCGUGCUGGUAAAACUGCGAGUGCCCGCCCUCACCCGCGUGCUCCUCGCCCUGAUUCGCCCGUUCAGCUUUGUCCUCAUCGUAGGCGGAGUCUUCGUGGCCUGUCAGAUGGGCGCGUCCAUCCUGGCCAGCGUGCGAGUGCCCAUUGUGCUGGCGGGCGUGGCAGUGCCCAUGGUGGGUUUGCUGGUAGGCCUGGCGCUGGCACGAGCGGUGGGGCUGCCCGGGCCACAGUGCCGGACGGUCAGCAUCGAGGUGGGCGUGCAGAACAGCCUCCUGGCACUGGCGGUCAUGCAGCUCUCCUUCCGUCGGGCAGAAGCGGACUACGUUUCCCAGGCGCCCUUCAUCGUGGCCAUCAGCAGCACUUCUGAAAUGCUGCUGAUUGUGCUCGGACACGUCACCUACCGACGCUUCUGCGAGCCGCCCGCUGACCCCUCCGCAGCCUGACUCGACCCGACCCGACCCGGCCCGGCCCGGCCUGGACUCCAGAGCUCCUUACCCACGCUGCCUUGGGCACAUGCUGCACCCAGCACAGUGAAUGAAGUGCAUUGUUUAUUUUUGUCUUGAAACCAAAGGUCGUUUUUUUUGUUCCCUUUUUAACCAGAUUUUACUGAACUUUAUGUAAAUAUUAUCUAAUGAAACUCACACAGAUUGGCCUAUUUUUCUAUAAGAUUUGUCUGUUUUGUAAUUGAAGUGGUUUAUUUGUAUUCUGUUUACAAAAGUUGUGUGUGUUUUUGGAAAUGAGUGUGUUUGAGCUGUGAUUUGAGCUCUGUGCUAGUGAUUGAUAUUCCAGAGGGAAGUGUUGGAAUCCCUCUACUUGAAUAAUUUGCAUAAAAUGUGAAUAAAUGCAUUUUGCAAAGCAA
Electrophorus electricus (electric eel) is the source of this 2241-nucleotide messenger RNA. It is a transcript of the gene slc10a3, whose product is annotated as solute carrier family 10 member 3. NCBI's taxonomy places the organism in Eukaryota, Metazoa, Chordata, Actinopteri, Gymnotiformes, Gymnotidae. Gene Ontology annotation, biological process: bile acid and bile salt transport. The record is from RefSeq and is a predicted model, not a curated record. Gene Ontology annotation, molecular function: bile acid:sodium symporter activity. Gene Ontology annotation, cellular component: membrane.